Messenger RNA from Arachis duranensis, 1523 nucleotides. RefSeq names its product choline monooxygenase, chloroplastic. The transcript is spliced from 10 exons. The coding region runs from base 66 to 1322 and encodes 418 amino acids. Gene Ontology annotation, molecular function: 2 iron, 2 sulfur cluster binding; iron ion binding. The record is from RefSeq and is a predicted model, not a curated record. NCBI's taxonomy places the organism in Eukaryota, Viridiplantae, Streptophyta, Magnoliopsida, Fabales, Fabaceae.
GAGUUGCUGCUUCACUCGAGGAACAUCAUUCAUUGGAAAACACGCCGAACGCUAUCUAAUUAUCUAUGCAUGUGCAAAUGGCGGUGACCAUGCAACUCACCCCCUUUAUCCCUAAACUCCGACGACUACGAAGUUCUCACAACCUUAAUUUUCACAACAAAACAGCUGCAACAUCGAUCAUCGCUUGUUGCUCUGCUCGCAAUUCUUCAGAAGCAGAGGUUUUAGUGUCAGAGUUCAAUCCUAAGAUUCCCAUAGAAGAAGCUGUGACACCCCCAACAUCAUGGUACACUGACCCUUCUUUCUUCCAACUUGAGCUCCAUCGCAUCUUCUACCGAGGCUGGCAAGCUGUCGGAUCAACAGAGCAGAUAAAGGAUCCCAAUAGCUUUUUCACUGGAAGACUAGGAGAUGUGGAAUUUGUGGUCUGUCGAGAUGAGAGUGGGAAGCUUCAAGCCUUUCACAAUGUGUGUCGACAUCAUGCCUCUCUUCUUGCUUCUGGAAGUGGACACAAGUCCUGCUUUGUCUGCCCAUACCAUGGAUGGACGUAUGGGUUAAGUGGGGCACUUCUUAAGGCAACUAGGAUAUCAGGAAUGCGGAACUUCAAUGUAAAGGAUUUUGGGCUUAUACCAAUUAAAGUAUCUACCUGGGGACCUUUCAUUCUUCUCAAUCUCGAAAAAGAGAGUCUUCCUCUGAUGGAAAUUGAUAGUACUUAUGUAGCAAAAGAAUGGCUUGGUAGCUGUUCAGAAAUAUUGAGUACCAACGGAAUUGAUUCUUCGUUAAAUUAUGUUUGUAGACGUGAAUACACCAUUGAUUGCAAUUGGAAGGUAUUCUGCGAUAACUACUUGGAUGGUGGCUAUCAUGUUCCUUAUGCACAUAAAGGCUUAGCAUCCGGUCUUAAGUUUGAUUCUUAUUCUACCACAAUAUUUGAAAGAGUUAGCAUCCAAAGUUGUGAAGGCAGCUCAGGGGAAAGCAAAGACAAUUACGACCGACUUGGAAGAAAAGCUAUAUAUGCUUUCAUUUACCCAAACUUCAUGAUUAAUAGGUAUGGACCUUGGAUGGACACCAAUCUUGUACUUCCACUAGGACCCAACAAAUGUCAAGUGGUAUUUGAUUACUAUCUUGAACACUCUCUAAAGCAUGACAAGGAUUUCAUAGAGUUAAGUUUACAAGACAGUGAGAAAGUGCAGAUAGAAGAUAUUGUGCUGUGUGAAGGUGUUCAGAAGGGUCUCCAAUCCCCGGCAUAUUAUGUGGGUAGGUAUGCCCCUAAAGUUGAGCAGGCCAUGCACCAUUUUCAUUGUCUGCUUUAUGAAAACCUAAAAAAAUAAAUUCCAUGACUAGGUAUGUGUGUGUGAAUUUGAAUUUGAUGCAUGCCAUGCAUGCAAUUACUCCAUUUGCAAUAGUAGUGGUGUUAAAUUCUGCAUGCAAAUUGCUGACACCAUUGUUUAUUUAUUUUAUUUUUUUCCUUUGAAUGAUUCAAGAUGCUUUAAGGCGUAGAGAGGCUAGGUUUUUCACAUGUGCACCCUAAA